AUGGAUGAAUUUGGACCUCCUGUGAAUCAAACAAUGUAUAGAGGCAUCAUUGGGUCGCUGGUUUAUCUUACUGCUAGUCGUCCGGAUAUCAUUUUCAGUGUGGGAUUGUGUGCGAGGUUUCAAUCAAAUCCCAAGGAAUCUCACUUGAAGGCUACCAAAAGAAUACUAAGAUAUCUCAAAGGCACACAGGACCUGGUUCUAUACUAUCCAUCAGGUGACAAUUUUAAUCUAAUUGGGUAUGCUGAUGCAGACUAUGCAGGCUAUCUUGUGGAUAGAAAAAGAACUUUUGGGAUGGCUCACUUCUUGGAAUCAUGUCUUAUCUCUUGGGGUACAAUGAAGCAAAAUUCAGUGGCUCUCUCAAUAGCUAAGGCUGCAUAUGUAGCUGCGGCAUCCUGCUGUGCUCAGCUUCUGUGUAUCAAGCAGCAAUUGGAGGAUUUUGGAGUUCUCACUGAGAGUGUAAACACUCAUGAUAAGGACAGAGGCAGUAGAUACUGUACUGGACUGAUAAAAGAGGAUUGA
Nicotiana attenuata is the source of this 519-nucleotide messenger RNA. RefSeq lists its product as uncharacterized. The record is from RefSeq and is a predicted model, not a curated record. Bases 1 to 519 code for a protein of 172 amino acids. The transcript is spliced from 2 exons. Lineage: Eukaryota; Viridiplantae; Streptophyta; Magnoliopsida; Solanales; Solanaceae.